Oldenlandia corymbosa var. corymbosa is the source of this 2619-nucleotide messenger RNA. The record is from the annotation of a GenBank genome assembly. Lineage: Eukaryota; Viridiplantae; Streptophyta; Magnoliopsida; Gentianales; Rubiaceae.
GUAAAAAGAAUGGUUGGAAACUGAUGAGAAAGCAGAGGCAACGUAUAACGUAUAACACUAUUAAAGGUACAAACUACAAAAAAAAAGAAAGAGAGGUUCGUUUUCGUUGGUGUUUGUGAAAUGUGGGUGGAGGGUGCCGUUGAUUGUACGCCAUUUUUAUGACUUCACCACAAGAAAAUUCUAGAAUCCCCACAUUUUUAUGACUUUCUCCUCUGUCUUUUCUCUUCACAAAUUCCAUAUAUAAAUAUAUAUAUAUAUAUUUUUUUAAAAUAAUAAACAAAUAAAGUAUUCCACCAAAUUUUUUUCUUUUUAUUUUUCUGCAUUACACAUAGUUGUGGGGAAUAUAUUCUAAUCCUUCCCUACAGGAUUUUGGCCUUCAAUCCGUCAAUAUAACACAACGCCCAACUAUCAAUCAAUCAAUUUUUACUAUAUCCUCUGCUUCUUUUCCUUCUCCUUCUUCCUCUUUUAUCUCUGCAUUAUUCCAUCCACACCCUUCUCCUCUAUCUCCAUAUUCUUCCGCAUAGCUCAGGUUCUGAUCUGAAGUUGUAGGCUAUUAGCGUAUUAGCUAUGGCUUCCAAACGGAUAUUGAAGGAGCUGAAGGAUUUGCAGAAGGACCCUCCUACUUCAUGCAGUGCCGGUAAGCUUGGCUUCUUCUUGAUGUCAUGCAUAAGUUUUUCAUUUGGUGGAUAGAUCAAGCACUCACCUUUCCCUUAUAAAUUUAUUCCGUUAUUUGACAGCUUAUCAUUCAUGGGAUAUUGAUGAAAUCCUAUAAAGUUGUAGCCUUUAGGACAUUGUAGAUGUUUUGGGAUGAGGAGACUGCUAUAAUCCUGAUUUAAUUGGGCCUUAGGAAGAUUGCUCAUUUUUUAAUUAUUAUGAUUGUCUGUAAUUUUGGAGGCCUGAUAUAAAUUUCUCAGAUCCUUUAAUACCAUCAAAUUUACCUUCCUUAACUUUGGGACUUUCCUUGAGAUUGUAGAGUAGCAUAGCUUGUAUAAUUUCUUGACAGCGUCUUGUAGUAAAACUACAAUAUGCCUAAGGAUCUAAUUGAGGCUAAAAGGAAUAUAAAAUUUGCUUUUGGAUUUCAAAUUUGUGUUCCUUUCAUAAGCUGAGGCGUAAAGGUUUUGUCUUCAUGAUACCUCAGUAAGCUUCUUCAUAUUUCUAUAGGAUUGAUGCAGCUCUCCCCUGAGGUCUCUAGAUGUUUAGGUUCCAUUACAACCUUCAAAGAUAUUGCUCAUAGAAGGAUAUUCGAAGAUAUUGAUCAUAGGAGGAGUUGUGUUCUCCUAUUGUACUUUAAAAUUGUUCUUUUCUAAUUUCUUUCCACUUGGAGUGAUCAGAAUUUCAGUUUGUUCUCCUCCUAUAUUUAGAUGUCACGUUAACCAUUCCUGUAUUAGUUUCCACUCCCAGGACGUAAGAAGUCUUACAGAUCUAUGUUCUUCUAUAGUUAGAUGUUUUGGAAAUACCUCUAUCCUGUGAUUGCUCUAUGUCAGUUGCUUUAGAUUUCCAUUAUAUAAUUUCUUAGAUGUUCAUGAGCAGAAGUUUUUAGAUUUAUCUUCAAAGUGGUGUUAAACUGACGCAGGUCCAGUGGCCGAGGAUAUGUUCCAUUGGCAGGCAACCAUAAUGGGACCUGCCGAUAGCCCUUAUGCAGGUGGCGUUUUUCUAGUUUCCAUUCACUUCCCGCCAGAUUACCCUUUUAAGCCUCCAAAGGUUGCAUUUAGGACUAAGGUAUUCCAUCCAAACAUCAAUAGCAACGGAAGUAUCUGUCUAGAUAUUCUUAAAGAGCAGUGGAGCCCAGCACUAACCAUCUCGAAGGUUCUUCUGUCAAUCUGUUCAUUGUUGACUGACCCGAACCCAGAUGAUCCCCUAGUACCCGAGAUUGCCCAUAUGUAUAAGACUGACCGGGCCAAAUACGAAGCCACUGCCCGGAGCUGGACACAGAAGUACGCAAUGGGUUAAAACCCCCUGAAUUCACCAGGGCGCAGUCGGGGUGCAUGCCUGGGGAAACUUUGUAACCUUUUUAAGUCUUCUUCAAUUGUGCUUGGUUGGAAGGAAAAAAAAAUAAAAAAAUUCAUGGUUAAGACGCUUUAAUUAAAUUAUCCUCAAAACAAGGUUGGCAAGGAACUUGAUUUCUUAAUGUUGUGAAUAUUGAUUUGAAGACUAUUGUUUUAGAGGAAAGCAGAAAUUUGUAAUGUAAAAUGAUAAUUUUGGUGUUGCUCAUCAGGUCAAAAGUGGCGUUUUUCAGUCUGUUGUUCAUUUUCAAUUUCCAGUGGCUUCUUACCUAACUGUACUAUACGGAUGAUAUAUAAAUCACACGUUAAAGUGCCGAAACUGGUUGACAUUCUGGUAUGGAUCGUUGAAGAAUCUUGGCACCCUAACGAGCCCAUCCUUCUUCUCCACUGACAGAUUUUCAGCAAUACAAAUCAAAUUUUCGUGGUUUGAAUUCUCUCAUCGACGAAGGCAUAUGACUCAUAUAAUGGAGCUUAGUGUAUUUAUUGCAAGAUUCGAUCAAUUUCAGCAGUUGUAUUCCAAAAGGAACUCCUCAUAUUUGAAAUGUUUUGGGGGCUACUUGUUGGUGGCUAGACUGCUGUUAAUAUUAAAGGCACGAGUUAUUAGUACCAAUACUUU